AUGCGCCGUAUCGCCCUCACAGUCAAGACUUCUCCCAGCAGCGAGAUAAGUAUGGAGGCUUGGAUGCCACGGAACUGGACCGGUAGAUUUCUGAGUGUUGGCAACGGGGGACUGGGAGGAUGUAUCUCGUAUGGAGACAUGGCUUACACUAUGACUCAGGGGUUCGCAUCGGCCGGUGCAAACAACGUUCACAACAGAACAACGGUCAAAACGCUACUCAACAGCACGGAGCCGACUGCUGACUUUGCAUAUCGAUCUGUACACACUGGCGUUGUUGUCGGGAAAAAGAUCACCGAAAUAUUCUAUGGCCAACCCUAUACCAGGUCGUACUAUUUUGGCUGCUGCUCUGGGGGGCGACAGGGUUUCAAGGAGGCGCAAGACUUCCCGACCGACUUUGACGGUAUCGUCGCCGGGGCUCCAGCGCAUGCCAUGGGCAACCUGACCUCCUGGGCUGGACAUUUUUACCCACUCACUGGCAACGUCACUAGCCCCAGGUUUGUGCCCAAGGCCAUGUGGCCCCUCAUUCAGCGAGAUGUGUAUAGUCAGUGUGAUGGUCUCGACGGAGUUGUUGAUGGAGUUAUUGAAACUGCAGAGUGUUGUCACUACGACCCGAGCGGCCUCGUUUGCAAAGGUGGGCAGACAAAAGUCUGCCUCACUGAGGGACAGGCAGAAACCGUCAGAAAGAUCUAUAGCCCUCUCCUUGACAACCACGGCAGCUUUGUCUACCCCGCCAUGAACCCCGGCUCCGAGGACAACACGGCGUCCAUAUGGUUCAGAACCAGAAUGGGACCCAGCCACGCUCAACUCGUCAGACUAUCCAUACUUCUGGGCCAAGAACCCUUUGGGCUCAACGCGUGGAAUGGUGAUCUAAGCCCUUUCUGCAACCGAGGUGGAAAGGUCAUUACGUACCACGGCCAGAUGGACUCGGUGAUUACGUGUAGAAUUUCGGAGACGUACUAUGAGCAUGUCUCCAGGUCCAUGCAGUCUUCUCUGAAGGAGCUAGACGAGUCCUAUCGCUUCUUCGGAAUCGGUGGUAUGAAUCACUGUGCUCUGGGUCCAGGGGCAUGGAACUUUGGACAGUCAGGUCCUACCGCACACAUGGACGCCGACCACAAUGUCCUCGCGGCCAUAGUACGCUGGGUAGAGCAGGGCAUCGCACCCGAGACGCUCACGGGGACAAAAUACAUCAACGAUACGACCAGUCUAGGCGAGGAGUUUCAGCGCAAGCAUUGCCGCUAUCCAUUACACAACGUCUACCGAGGGGGCGAUUCGAGGGAUCCAGAGGCCUGGAGUUGUGUAGAGUAA
Messenger RNA from Fusarium keratoplasticum, 1305 nucleotides. Its product is annotated as Carboxylic ester hydrolase. NCBI's taxonomy places the organism in Eukaryota, Fungi, Ascomycota, Sordariomycetes, Hypocreales, Nectriaceae. The transcript is spliced from 5 exons. The record is from RefSeq and is a predicted model, not a curated record. Bases 1 to 1305 code for a protein of 434 amino acids.